AUGUAUUCCGAUUCAUUAGAUUGGUUAUGGGAAGAUUUUAAUUCACAUAAUCUGAUUGAAGAAAUUGAAGACGAUUAUUUGGGUACUAUUAACAACAGUCAUUCAGACACCAGCUCCCAAUCUAGUUAUAAUAUUGAUUGUUCGUUGUUAAUCGGAAAUGAAAAAACAGAAGAAGAAUCGGAUGAACAUUUCGAAGAUAUUAACGAUGAUGUACCAGAAAUCUUACCAGAAUCGUACACAAAAACUUCAAAUAUUGAAAAGCUGAUACUUUUUUGCGCCGAAAAUUUUAUUGAACAAUUCAAAGUUAAAUAUCCAGACAGAAGACAGUUGGUUUUAAUACCACAAAAUGAAUGCGGGGUAAAGAAAUGUGUUUGUACUACCAUCAAACCGAGUCGAUUAGUCUACUCUGAUUUGAUCGAAUUAACCAGCUACAGUAAAUUUGUUGCUAAACACAUAACAUAUUUCAAGUUGGAAGAUCCUUUGGCUUUGCCCAACAAAAUUGUGUCUCCUGCAACAACAUUAAAAACGCAAACUGCUAAUUGUUUUGAACUGGCGAUACUAUUAGUAUCAUUUUUAAUUGGUUGUGGGUACAAUGCUUUUGUUGUAUAUGGAUAUGCCACAAAAAUUGUGUGCAAUAAUGAUCUAAGGAAAAUCAAAAUAGAUCUUCCAAAAGAAUCAUUCGAUGAACAAGAAUCAGAGUCUGAUAGUAUAGAAGAUAUUGUAGAUGAUCCUUAUGCUAUAGAACCUAUGAUUGAUUUAUGUAAUGAGUAUGUUGAUUUUUUAAUGGAUGAAGAAAAAAAUAAAACUGCAGUCAAUGCUGAAAUACAAGAGAUAGAAUUUUAUGAUUGGACUGAUCCGCUAUUUGGUAAACGAGUACAUGCUUGGGUCAUGGUUAUACCGUUGGAAACUGAAAACGAUAAAAAUGAAUCCGAAAUUCCAUAUUUCAUUGAACCUAGUACAGGUGAGCGGAAAGAAAUCUCUGAUGAAAAUUAUACUGGAAUAGAAGUGGUCUGGAACAAUACUAAUUAUUGGGUUAAUUUGCAAUCCUUGGAAGGAGGUUGUGCGCAAUAUGAUUUUACUUUAAUGAAUACAACAUAUUGGGAACAUUUUUUACCAGAUAAACCUCAAAGUGUACGAAGGGGGACGCUCGGAUUAAAACAUAAUGAAAAUGAAACGAUAAAAAAUCUCGAGAUGCCCAAUUCAUGGGUUACUGUUAUACAAGUUCCUAUAAAUAAAUAUCUUAUGCUAUAUCCAAACGGUAAAAAAAUCGUGCGAUAUAUGAAUGCGAUCAAAGAGUUUUAUGCCGACUAUAGCAUGCCUAAUGGAUUGGUUAAAAGAACAACAUUUUAUUCCAAACCAGGAUAUUUGAAUAAAAUAUUUGUUCGAGAAAUCUACAAAAAUAGAGUAGACAAAUUGAUGUGCACUGACACAAACUAUGCAGUUGAAGGAACUCUAGGAACUGAAACUAUAGAAUAUUUUAGACCUGGCCGGGAUGAUUAUUUAAAAAAAUAUAAAUUUUAUGGGGAUUGUGACAAUAUAGAAACCAGACGUUUGGUUACAUUUUAUAAAUUGAGGCUAGAUUCAAUGGCUGGUAUAAAAAUUAAUGAAAAUAGUUUCAUUAUAACGUAUAAUGAUAGAUCGGAUUUAUUAUUCUGGCACCUGUGUGUAUUUCAUAGAACGAAAAACCACGAAACCCGGAGUAUAAACGAUAAAAGGAAACCUAAGUGUGUAGUUGAAAAAUAUUUAAGAAAUGAAUCAAAACAUAAAGAUCUAGAUAUUGCCACAAUAACUUUUGAUCUUGAAAGUAAUAACAUUUAUGUUCAAUAUCAAUAUGGCGAAGGUCAGAUCACACAAUCAAGUAGAUUGUUUAAAAAGCCCACUUAUAGUUCAAUUAAAAAUGAAAAAUUCAACCCAAAAUCAGUCAUUGAAGAUAUUGUUUACCCAUAUAUGGGGUAUUUGAAAACCCAUGAAGCGUAUAUCAUGUUACAAGAAAUGAUCGAAAGUGAAAAAAAAGCACUUAUUAACGUUUUAAAAUUAGAGAACAGUGUUAUACAAAUGCUGGAAACCCGUAGCCGAGAACGAUCAGAGUUUAAGUUGAAAGUAAAUUCAUUGGAUUGGGACCGGAAUCAUUGGAUCAGAAAAUUACUACAAGAUAAAAAAGAUAAAAAACAUAAGUUAACUACAAAAGAGUCGAAUGCCUCAUAUAUACGAGACAAAAUCAUACAAUACUUCAGACUAAAUACCAAAAAUCAGUUUAUACGAUUUAAACAGUUGUUUGAAACGAAAAAUUUGGAGUUACAGUCUUUGACAAAGUCUCUACAAACCAAUGAUGCUGAACUCAGAGAUAGAAAUUUAAUAAGGUGUUCGUCACUAAAAACCGAAUUAAAUAUAUUGACGUUGAAAUUAAAAAGAUACAAAGAAUCACGUAUUAAAAGAUACAACAAUUUAGCAACAUGCAUAAAUAGUAAUCCUGAUUAUAAAAAGUUACCACCUUUAAAAUUAUUUGUUUAA
Molecule: messenger RNA, 2511 nt
Organism: Metopolophium dirhodum (rose-grain aphid)
Lineage: Eukaryota; Metazoa; Arthropoda; Insecta; Hemiptera; Aphididae
Product: dynein regulatory complex subunit 7-like
Exons: 13
Coding region: 1-2511 (836 amino acids)
Biological process (GO): flagellated sperm motility
Cellular component (GO): motile cilium
Source: RefSeq, a predicted model, not a curated record